Ilex paraguariensis (yerba mate) is the source of this 1215-nucleotide messenger RNA. The record is from the annotation of a GenBank genome assembly. NCBI's taxonomy places the organism in Eukaryota, Viridiplantae, Streptophyta, Magnoliopsida, Aquifoliales, Aquifoliaceae.
AUGUCUGCUGCAAAACCUGGUUGUUUUCUGCAGGUUCCAUUGAUACAAUAUUGUCAGCAGCUGGCAUCAACUCUAUCCAGUCAUGAUACAUGCUUCACCCAGGCCUCAGAUUCAAUGUUUUUCAUGCACGAGGGGUUACAACAAGCUCGUGCUCCUAUCUACGAUGUUCCAUUUGCUACUGAAGUUCUGCUAACAGGAACAUACCAGCGAUUACCAAAAUGUAUAGAAGAUGUAGGUAUUCAAAGCACAUUGACCGAAGAUCAGCAGAAGCCAGCUUUAAAAAAGUUAGACACCCUCGUGAGGUCUAAAUUACUUGAAAUUUCAAUCCCCAAAGAAAUUUCGGAAGUCAAAGUUUCUGAUGGUACUGCAUUGCUUCGUGUGGAUGGGGAAUUUAAGGUUCUAGUAACCCUUGGUUAUCGAGGACACCUUUCAAUGUGGAGGAUCUUACAUAUGGAGCUGCUUGUUGGUGAGAGAAGUGGGUCUGUCAAGCUGGAAGAAUUGCGACGGCAUGCUCUUGGAGAUGAUUUGGAGCGCAGAAUGGCUGCUGCAGAAAAUCCAUUUUCAACAUUAUACACUGUUCUCCAUGAGCUUUGUAUUGCACUUGUCAUGGACACCGUCAUAAGACAAGUGCAGGCCCUUAGGCAAGGCAGAUGGAAAGAUGCAAUUCGGUUUGAGCUUAUAUCUGAUGGUAGUGUUGGACAAGGAGGGAUUGCGGGUUCUAUGCAGAUCACUCAAGAUGGUGAAAUUGAUUCAGCAGGUUUACGAACUCCUGGAUUAAAGAUUUUAUACUGGUUAGAUUUUGAUAAAAUCUCUGGAACAGCUGAUGCAGGAUCAUGCCCAUUCAUAAAAAUUGAACCUGGGCAAGAUUUGAAGAUAAAGUGCCUUCAUAGCACAUUUGUCAUUGAUCCUCUAAUGGGAAAGGAGGCAGAAUUUUCUCUCGAACAGAGUUGCAUUGAUGUUGAGAAGUUGCUGCUCAGAGCUAUAUGUUGCAAUAGGUAUACUCGUCUGCUUGAAAUAUUCAAAGAACUGCUGAAAAAUAGUCAGAUUUGUCGAGCUGUAGGUGAUGUUCUUCUUCAAAGCCUCCCGGAUGAACCUGGUGCUGACUAUGAAAAGAAGGAUAGCAAAUCCAAUGCUAGGGAAUAUGAAGGGCAGGAAGUACUACGCGUGCGUGCCUAUGGCUCAGCAUUUUUCACCCUUGGAAUAAAUAUAAGAUGA